AUGACAUAUCAGUGGCUAAUUUUAGAAGGGCAUCGAUCGUUGGGAGGUGGCCCUCGUUUGAAAGCUCGAUCUUGGACCAACUUGAUAGAGCACUUGGGAUUUAAAGCAAGCGGGAUGUCAACGUAUGCAGAGAAGGCAGCCGCCUAUCAAGCGCCAUCGGGAUACUCGGCGGUUCAGGGUGGAUAUGACGCUUCGGCCGAUUACUAUCGUCAACAACAAUAUGUGGGACAGGCAGCAUAUCCUCAGGGAUACACGGCUCAAACGUACGCCGCCGCUCCUCAAUACAUGAUGCCACAACAAGGACUCUACGGGUAUCACGUGCAACAGGAUCCUCAAGCUGCCGGCCGUAUGAAUUCGUUUAAUGCCGUGGCUCCACCGCCAAAUUUUAGUCGCCCUCCACCUGGGAAGGACGAUUAUCAAAAUACUGGAAUGUCGUACGACUCGUCGGCUCAAUCAUCGAUGGCUUACACGGCUUCUUGGGCGACUCCCGGGGUUCCUCAAAUAGUUGGUGACUUUGGCCAGUGGAAUAAUCCUGAUCAGGGCGGUGACAGCGGAGUGACUUCGGGUGGUUCGAAUCCAUAUGGACAGACGAUGGAUCAAUUCAGCAAGAUGAACAUCAAUGAUCAACAGUCCUAUGAUAAUCCACCCGGAGCCUGGGGACAAAUUGACCCACAACCACAGCACAACACGAGUCUCACCAAUCAAGCUCAGUGGCCCGGUUUGGAUCAAGCGAACGAGAGAAUGAACAAAGACAAGAAGCGCGAAGAACGUGAGAAACGACAACUAGAGGCUCCAGCCAAAGACCUCACAUGGGAGGAGCGUCUCAAACGCGCUCAAGGAGCCAAAGAACGAGCCGAGAAUCCACGCUUCGAGAAACGAGGUGAAGAGAGUGAGCGAGGAGGACGCGGUGGCAGUAUCCGAGGAGGUCGCGGAGGAUUCCGUGGUGGAUUUCUGGGACGAGGACCGCGAGAUGGUGACGAGAAUCAACGCGACAAUCGAUUCAACAACGGACAGCGACGACCACCAAUGCAGAAUGGAGAGAGUGACGGUGGACAAUCGAGGGGUGGAAUGCGCGGAGGAAUGGGUGGUCGUGGAGGAUUGGGAAUGCAGCAAGGCGGCACUCCUCAGGCAAUGCUACCACAACAAAUGGGAAUGUAUCAACGAGCACCACAAGGACUAAUGCCUAUUCCACCACACUACUUGCCUCCUGGUGCCCCAAUGCCGGGCAUGAUGACUGGACAUCAAUCGCAAGAUCAAAGAUUCCGUAACAGCUGGCUGGAUGCCAAUCUCUUUGGUCCUUUCCCAAUGCCGAUGCCACCUAUGAGGAUCGGGAUGGAGAUGGAGAAGAUGAUGGCGAAGAACGAUAUGGAGACGAGGCCUCGGAAAGCUCACAAACUCAUGAGAGAUCAAACACGGAUGAUAAACAGGCUAGCCCUGCUGCUCAAGACAACAACUCACCGACCCAUGAAUUCAACAAUGUGGAAUAACGCCAUAAUCGAUAUGGGUCUGCGCCAAAACAAAUCCGCUUCAAAUAGUCACCAACAGGUCCUUACCAACAACCGUUAUUUUUCAUUGUGUAAUACAGUUUUUGUGUUUAUGGUAAGGAUC
Molecule: messenger RNA, 1608 nt
Organism: Mesorhabditis belari
Lineage: Eukaryota; Metazoa; Nematoda; Chromadorea; Rhabditida; Rhabditidae
Source: the annotation of a GenBank genome assembly